CCAAGGCUCUGAGACCCCCAGGUGCGUUUUGUUUUUUUUUCCGUUUUCUGAGCAGUUUGAGAAGUGAGAGGAAGAGAAAGGUAGAUGCUAAGUUUCCUUGAGGAGACAGGAAGUGUUCAGCUGAGAUGGCAGAUCAGGGUGAGGGCUUGUCAUUCCCAAGGCAAAUGGGGGCCUAGAUGCUGAGAGUUUUCCAGCUUUGGGCUUAGAGAUGUCCAACAAGGAUUUAAUGCUUGAGCCUUUUUGGAAGCCAGUCACUAGAGAGGAGAGAGAAAGUGGAAAUGAGGGGCUGGAGUCAGACUGUCUGGGCUUGUGUUGCCUGCAUUUUGGUCCAUGUGGCUCUGUUUAAUACCUGUGUUACCUUGGGCAAGUCUCUUAACCUCUAACCACUUGAACCUUUAGCCUUACCUACCUCUUUGGAUUGCUUUGAGGAUGAAUGAAGUAGCUGCGUUUCAACAUUUAGACAGUGCCUGGCGUAUAGUAAGCGUUCAGUGGAAGAUUUCUCAUCAUUAUCAAAGAAAAUUGGAGUGAAAGUUACUGGAGACAAGAUGAGUAGGACAGGCAGAAAAGAGAGAGAUACUGAUGGGUAGAAGCACAGAUGGGUGAGACUAGUGGGCAACACCUCAAUUUCUUGACACCGAAAGUUUAGAAAUUUACUUUGCCUCUUUGUGAGCAAAUACUGUGUGCUCAUUGACUCCAAAGACAAUUUUUUUUAGCGUAAAAUCAACACCCAGCACCCACAGGGAAGAAAUAAUUAGAUCUAAGUUUUCCACAGAGUUGCAGCGUGGCCUUUUUAGCUUCAAAACCUUUUAAAUGUUAAAUAUUACUUUUAAAUAAUUGGGGUGGGAAUGUCCCCCCAGCGGGUCACAUGGCUCCCUUCCUCUUUAAACAGUCUUCUCUGGGCUGUGAUUUCUCCCCCCGCUGGGCAACUCACUUCAAGCCCUCUGUGUAAGAGGGUUAGGCCUCUGGCCCCAAGCUGCCUGGAGACCUAGGCAGCCUGCCUUGAAUAGCUCACACACUGGCCUCUGUGUUAUGUUCCUGGGCCUGCUCUUGAACAGCUUCUUUUCCUCUUAUGGAUAAUUGUUAGUUCUUCCUGCUGUGCGACUCCCCUUUUAGCAGCCUUUUCCUCUUACUACUCACUGUUUCUUCUAUGGGCUGGAAAAUUGGGAUGAAGCUUGUUAACAUUGGUGGUUCAAGUCUGGGAAGCUUAGUGUUGGACUUUGUUCUACCUGCUCAGACCGUUUUGCUCUGGUCUUUCCUCUGGUUCUGGAUGGGUGAGCUUGCUGGAUAGCAAGGUCCCUGCAGGCCAGAUGUACUUAGAAAAGGAGAGUUUCUUAGGAAAUUCUCUUCCUGAGGCACAUUUUCCCUCACAGGUUUGUGUUCCUUAUGGUUUCCCUGUUCAUUAAUAAGUGUUUGGACCCUAGCAUUUGCCAGUCCUCCCUCUGGCAGUCGUCCCUGAGGCUUGGGGAGGCUGGGCUGGUGGCAUGGCUCAGCUGUGGGGAGGAAGAGGUAAUGUGGAGGGAAGGCAGGCUGGCUGGUAUCUGGUACAUCUUGGGGGAGGCUUGUCAGGGCCCAGAGUAUGUCUCUGGCUGACUCACUCCUGUGCCCCUCUAUGACUCAGUUUCCCCAGGUGUGACCAGCGCUGCCAGCUGACAGAGCUGCUCUGAGAUCCUCACCAACUGCGAUUAAGAAAUAAAGAGGCUUGUGGCUUCAGUCAUCCUUGUAGCUCCCUUCUAGGUCACUCUGUGUGUAAACACCUCUGGCCCCUCCCCUUUCUGGGUCAGAGCACCCAAGGCAGCUGCCUUGAGGUGCAGUGUUGGGGGUCCAGAGCCAUGUCGGACCUGCUACUACUGGGCCUGAUUGGGGGCCUGACUCUCUUACUGCUGCUGACGCUGCUGGCCUUUGCCGGGUACUCAGGGCUACUGGCUGGGGUGGAAGUGAGUGCUGGGUCACCCCCCAUCCGCAACGUCACUGUGGCCUACAAGUUCCACAUGGGGCCCUAUGGUGAGACUGGGCGGCUUUUCACCGAGAGCUGCAGCAUCUCUCCCAAGCUCCGCUCCAUCGCUGUCUACUAUGACAACCCCCACAUGGUGCCCCCUGAUAAGUGCCGAUGUGCCGUGGGCAGCAUCCUGAGUGAAGGUGAGGAAUCGCCCUCCCCUGAGCUCAUCGACCUCUACCAGAAAUUUGGCUUCAAGGUGUUCUCCUUCCCGGCACCCAGCCAUGUGGUGACAGCCACCUUCCCCUACACCACCAUCCUGUCCAUCUGGCUGGCUACCCGCCGUGUCCAUCCUGCCUUGGACACCUACAUCAAGGAGCGGAAGCUGUGUGCCUAUCCUCGGCUGGAGAUCUACCAGGAAGACCAGAUCCAUUUCAUGUGCCCACUGGCACGGCAGGGAGACUUCUAUGUGCCUGAGGUGAAGGAGACAGAGCGGAAAUGGCGGGGGCUUGUGGAGGCCAUUGACACCCAGGUGGAUGGCACAGCCAUAGGAGCUGACACAAUGAGUGACACGAGUUCUGUAAGCUUGGAAGUGAGCCCUGGCAGCCGGGAGACUUCAGUCGCCACACUGUCACCUGGGGCGAGCAGCCGUGGCUGGGAUAACGGUGACACCCGCAGCGAGCACAGCUACAGCGAGUCAGGCACCAGCGCCAGCAGCUCCUCUUUUGAGGAGCUGGACUUGGAGGGCGAGGGGCCCUUAGGGGAGUCACAGCUGGACCCUGAGACUGAGCCCCUGGGGACUACCAAGUGGCCCUGGGAGCCCAGUGCCCCUGAGAAGGGCAAGGAGUAACCCAUGGCCUGCACCCUCCUGCAGUGCAGUUGCUGAGGAACUGAGCAGACUCUCCAGCCCUCUUCCUCCUUCCUCUGGGGGAGGAGGGGUUCCUGAGGGACCUGACUUCCCCUGCUCCAGGCCUCUUGCUAAGCCUUCUCCUCACUGCCCUUUAGGCUCCCAGGGCCAGAGGAGCCAGGGACUAUUUUCUGCACCAGCCCCCAGGGCUGCCGCCCCUGUUGUGUCUUUUUUUCAGACUCACAUCGGAGCUUCCAGGACCCAGAAUAAAGCCAAUGAUUGACUUGUUUCACCUGGA
Molecule: messenger RNA, 3078 nt
Organism: Symphalangus syndactylus (siamang)
Lineage: Eukaryota; Metazoa; Chordata; Mammalia; Primates; Hylobatidae
Gene: TEX264
Product: testis expressed 264, ER-phagy receptor
Biological process (GO): protein-DNA covalent cross-linking repair; reticulophagy
Cellular component (GO): replication fork; nucleus; endoplasmic reticulum membrane
Source: RefSeq, a predicted model, not a curated record